CUCAAAUGUUGUCAUCUGAAUAAUGCUCCAAACCUUAAUUUACUUCGACCUUUCCUAUGGGCGGCCUUGGCCUUUUGCUUCUCACACCUCUCCCCAUGUUUUACUCUUACUAAUCCACUCUUUCAAACCACGUUAUUUCUUUCUUAAUAUUUUCUGCUUUGUUCUGUAGCUUUUUGUGGCUAUGUACUCUAUAAAUAUCUACUUCUAGCUCCAAACCCUUCAAAAAAGUCUUUCCUAUUUGACUCUAGCACUUCAAGUACUCUUCCUUGUGUCCUCAAACAAUGGGGCUUAGAGAUGAGAAUGGUGGUUUUGUUUUUGAUUCAGCUAUGCUUCAAAAACAAGCAAACUUGCCUAGUGAGUUCCUUUGGCCACAGGAGGACUUGGUUGAAGCUCAGGAAGAGCUCAACGAACCUCUAAUAGACCUGGGUGGGUUCAAGAGAGGUGACGAGGUGGAAACAGCUCGAGCUGCCGAGCUUUUGAGCAAGGCUUGCUCGGAACAUGGUUUCUUCCAAGUCACCAACCAUGGUAUCGAUGCCACUAUCAUUCAAGCCGCACACAAUGAAAUCGAUACCUUUUUCAACUUGCCCCUCGACAAGAAGCUCAGUCUUCGCAAGAAGCCUGGCUCUCUCAAUGCCAAUGGGUACUCAGGUGCACAUGCGCAUCGUUUUUCAUCAAAGUUGCCAUGGAAGGAGACAUAUACUCUUCUCCACCAUGAGAAUGACCCAUCGAACCCCAACAUUAUUGUUGACUAUUGCAAGUCUGUCAUGGGAGAAGAUUUUGAACACACAGGUUGGAUUUGCCAAAGAUACUGUAAUGCCUUGAAGGAACUCGGUUUAUUGAUUACGGAGCUCCUGGCAAUUAGCUUGGGUGUUGAUCGUUUUCACUAUCGCAAUUUUUUUGAAGAUUGUGUCUCAAUGAUGAGGUGCAAUUACUAUCCCCCUUGCCAAAAUCCUGGCCUCACCUUUGGCACUGGACCACAUUGCGACCCAAACUCCUUGACCAUACUUCAUCAAGACCAAGUUGGAGGCCUCGAAGUUUUUUCAAAUAACAAAUGGAAAGCAAUUCGACCUGAACCAGGUGCCCUAGUCGUAAACAUUGGUGAUACCUUCAUGGCAUUAUGUAAUGGGAGAUACAAGAGUUGCCUGCAUAGAGCAAUGGUGAACAGGAAUUUGGAGAGGAAAACGAUUGCUUUCUUUUUGUCCCCAAGAGAGGACAGAGUGGUGAGACCCCCACAAGAGCUGUUUAGUCGAGAAGAGCCAAGGAAGUACCCGGAUUUCACAUGGCCAGAAUUCUGGGAGUUUUCACAAAAGCACUACAGGUCUGAUGUCACUACCAUCGACAACUUCAUCAAAUGGAAACUAUCUUCCAAACCAUCCGGCACUUUUACUUCUAUUGCUUGAUCAAUCGCUCAACUGGCUAUGCCAUUUAUAAUUAAGCUUUUCUUUUUCUUUUUUCUUUUUUUCUUUCUUGCUGAAAAUAUAAAUAAGUAUUUUAAUUUUUAAAAUUUUUCUCCAGCUAGUAUUUGCUUUUGUGUGUACCUUUUAGUACUUCUUGUUACCCAAUUGCAUCUCAGUAUUAUCAUUUCUGAGGGUUACAAUUAAUGCUAUCUUUUCGCUUAUGGGUUUUAGCUUUUUGGCUAUGACUGCACA
Molecule: messenger RNA, 1649 nt
Organism: Quercus robur (English oak)
Lineage: Eukaryota; Viridiplantae; Streptophyta; Magnoliopsida; Fagales; Fagaceae
Product: gibberellin 20 oxidase 1-D-like
Exons: 3
Coding region: 282-1400 (372 amino acids)
Biological process (GO): unidimensional cell growth; gibberellin biosynthetic process; response to light stimulus
Molecular function (GO): gibberellin 20-oxidase activity
Source: RefSeq, a predicted model, not a curated record